Messenger RNA from Metschnikowia bicuspidata var. bicuspidata NRRL YB-4993, 1386 nucleotides. It is a transcript of the gene TRY3, whose product is annotated as Try3p. Bases 1 to 1386 code for a protein of 461 amino acids. The transcript has a single exon. NCBI's taxonomy places the organism in Eukaryota, Fungi, Ascomycota, Pichiomycetes, Serinales, Metschnikowiaceae. The record is from RefSeq and is a predicted model, not a curated record.
AUGAAAUUUGCAAAGGUUCUUCAGCAAACUCUCAUCGAAGAGGAUCUUCCCCAAGAAUGGGUGGAGGCAGCGAUCCAGUAUAAAGUCCUCAAGAAGUGCAUUAGCAGGAUCGUGAAGGAGCUUGCAUUUUUGGGUCUUUCCCAGGCAGAUUUGAAGCUACUCUUACAAGACGAGGAGCUGGAUUCUUCCAUAGAAGUUGCUACCAAUGAGGCCACUCCCAACAAUCCGAUUGUAGCGCACUACACUUUGAAAAAAGCAAACUCUCACAUUGUGCCGUAUUUAAAAAUCGUGCUCAACAACAAUGAGUCGAAUCAGUAUUCACCGGACCGUAUCCAAGAACUAGCCGGGCAAAUCAGAGCUAAGUUACACUCAGUCAUGUCGACGGACGACGAGGACCAUCACAUAAUCGAACUCAAGGAAGACGAAGAUCUGUUUGUGCUUUCUCCCACAACGUCAAUACGCGAGGAAGACGCAGAAAGCAUUGUCAAGGUUGAGAACCACAAUGAGAUUGUGAUCAUGCUAAACUCCGAUUCCAAGUUUUUCCGCAUGUUGAGUCUGGAACUCGAGAAACUCGACGAGAUCCGAACCUCCGAGGAAAAGAAGUUGAUUGACGAAAUCGACGCUCUUAGCAACACGGUGCUUCUGCUCACAAGGAAGAAAUCCGACCUAUACACAUGGCGAGAAUUCUUCCGGAUAUAUCUUGACUCCGAAGUGUACUUUCGGUAUAACGAGACGUCCCAGAGUCACCUGGAGCGAUCUUCGGAGCAAAUCAAAAGAAACUUGCAAGACUUUGCGGACCGGGCCAAAAAGGCUCGUAUAUCUGAACGCUUCAAGAGUAAACUGGCAGUUUCUGCCUACAACAGCUUCUUGCAGAUGAACACGCAACUUCUCAAAAUCAUUCUGUACCAGUCGAUCAACAGCACGGCAUUGCGGAAGAUUUUAAAGAAGUUUGAUAAGCGCACGUGCUUGAACGUGUCGGGCCGCUUCCCAGAUCUUAUAUCCAAAGACCAUGUUUUUGUACACGGCUCCUCAGUGGCGCAGUCAAUUUGCUUCGUUAUGCAGAACAAGUUGCUUACUCUUGUUCCACAACUCGACGACUACACAUGCCCGAUAUGUAUGUCCAUUGCGUUUAAGCCUAUUCGACUAGAUUGCGGCCACAUCUUUUGUGUACGGUGUCUUGUCAAAACCAAACAAAGGGGAAGAACGGACUGUCCGCUAUGUCGGUACCAUGACGCCAUUGCCAUCGCAGACUCCAGCAACUUGGACUUGGAUGCCAUGGAACUCAUCAAAAAGAACUUCCCCAGAGAAGUGAAGGAGAAGUUGAAAGAAAUUGACCAGGAGCGGUAUAAUGAAUUGGUGAAGCACAAAAAUUGUGUCAUAUCAUAA